Messenger RNA from Pecten maximus, 2491 nucleotides. RefSeq lists its product as uncharacterized. The transcript is spliced from 3 exons. NCBI's taxonomy places the organism in Eukaryota, Metazoa, Mollusca, Bivalvia, Pectinida, Pectinidae. The coding region runs from base 178 to 807 and encodes 209 amino acids. The record is from RefSeq and is a predicted model, not a curated record.
ACUCCAGCGCUUGUCGAUCGCGAGAGACAAGGAAAUUGAAUUCCAUGUACCGUUAUAGGGUGUAUGUGUGAAUUACAGUGUGUAUGCUGGCCUUCGAAGAUAAACCGGAAUCAGCAGAGAAGGCGGGUGGUAUUUUGAGUUAAAUGUGCUACGUACGAUAAAGACAGGAUUACGCCAAUGGAUCGUCAAGACGUCGCUAAAAUACGUGCUCAUAUGGAUUAUAUCAUCGAAAACCUGGACGUUACAGAUUUUGAGACUGAACUUGUAGGGAAUGGAUUGACACUGAACACUAUCAAUGAAAUUGAUAAGUUAGAACCAGGUCGUGAUAAAAAUAAAAAAUGUCUGGAAUUCAUAAUGAAAUCUAAAAAUGGUUCAUUUAAGACGCUUAUUGACCUCCUGAAAAAACAUCAUUAUGUUGAAGCUGCGAACAAACUCGAGAGUGGUCUGCCACCCGAGGCAGCAUCAGAGGAAGCCAAAGUAUGCGCACAAUCUAUCCACGUACCAGACAAAAAACGUAACAUACGCCCUACACAGAAAGAUUUGGCACAUCUGUCUGGUACAGUUUCUCCGAAGGGAAAGAUAGCGUGGUCCACAUGUUUAGGUAUAUCUCAAUACGAUAGGGACCACAUAGAAGUUGAUAAUCAAGACGGCCCUACACAGAUGAUGAAAAUUCUGUUUCGCUGGAAAACGAAACUAGGAAGUGCUGCCACUUUAGGUGUACUAAUGGACAAGUACAACGACGCUCUAGACAUUGGCGUCAGAAUUGACACAGAAAAAUUGAAGGAGAUCAUUGAUGACAUAAAAUAGUGAUAGCCAUGAUCAGAGACGUGUAGACGAUGACGAGUAUUCCAAAGUUGUCUUGAAGAGUGGUUUCUCGAUUUCCGUUUGUUUUUAGCAUUGUGUUAUACUUCCUAUCACAUGCAUCUGAUUCUGGUUAGCAUCAAUAGAAAAAAAUAGCCCUUCUACUAUAUCAACAAGGUGUAACACUUGAGAUCUACGAUGCAUCGGCUAUGGAACGGAAGUAUACUUGAUUGGUCGACAAAAUUAGUUAUUGUUUAUAGAGUUGUCGACCAAUCAGAUUACCCCUGCAUACCACUCUUAUAUAAUGUGUAUACAGACUACUUCUGUUCCACAGUCGUCGCAUCGUCAUCUAUCACGGUCGCUUUUGGUCCAUCUUCUCAUCUUUAAAUCAUUGUCAUACCACAAAAGAAUAGCAUGCAUUGAUAUAUAAGAAUUCUUAACCAAGAUACGUUACCUAAGUUUACGAGUGAUGGCCCAUGAGAUAUUGUAUCAUAUCUAGUUUACUUUGUAGGCAAAUUGUUCAGACAGAUCAAUCAACUAAUCAUUCCAUCUUAUAGUAUCUAUAUUUUCUUGUAUCUUCAUAACAUGAUAAUGACGAUAUUUAAAUCCAUAGCACCUAUGACAGUAGCCCGAGUUUUCUCUGGCCCUGUCACCAUGUCUGGUGUAGCACCAGACAUGGUGACAGGGCCAGAGAAAACUCGUGCUUAUGACAGACUCACAAUAGCAUUGUUCGUUUAGAUUGAUAUACCGGUUACUAAAUAAAAUCAAUGUGUAGUAGAUAAAGUUUAGUUCCUUUUACCUUGAUAUGACGCAAGUAAUGUUAUGUUUGUAUGUUGAAAAUCGAUAGGUAAUGAAAACUCGAUAAAGAAAACAUUCGUCAACAUUUCUUCAACUAUGAUUAAUAUAUGAGAGUGAAAACAAAACAAUAUAUUAAGGUAUUUAUUCAAUUUAGGCGUUUGUUCAACUUCAGACUUGUUUCCUUGAAAACAGGACAUAUAUGUUUACACAAGUAUCGUAGACUGUGACUUUAAUCUUCAUAUUCCAUUUAUUACAAGCGUACUGAAAAAAAUACCAGAAAACUAUAUUGAAAUAAUUUGAAUUCCUGCUUGAGUUUGCCUCGACCAAUCAUUUAAACAUCUGCCGUAUACUUAUGUAGGUACUUUUGUAUGAUGUAUGUAUGUAUGCAUGUUUUGUGUAUGUAUGUGUGAUAUGGGUCAAUCAAGUGCGAUUACAAGUUGUGAGUCAGUCAUGGUAAGUGUGGAUUUCCACGCUAGACCAUAACACGACUGGCUCACAGCUGGUGAUCAUGAUUGAACUAUCCAACUAUCAUGAACUGUAUGUAUAUAUGUAUAUAUGUAUGUAUGUAUGUACAUGUAUGGUAUGUAUGUGUGGUAUUUAUGUAAUUAUGUACGUGUGGUAUGGUAUGGGUCAAUCAAGUCCGAUUACAGGUUGUGGGUCAGUAACGGUAAGUGUGGAUUUCCACGCUAGACCAUAACAAGACUGACUCACAACUGGUGAUCAUAUUUGAAGUAUCAAAAUAUCACACGGUGUAUGUAUGUAAGUAUGUAUAUGCGAAAUCAAUGUGCGAGAUGCAAUCAAGCAUGAGGACAUAUUUGUCAGGAUACUGAAUCCAGGGCCUCAACCCUGGCAGCAGUCCAAAUUGUUAAAUGUUCUGUGGCAAUAAAAUUUC